UUUUCGGUGUCACUCCCCUCAUAUCUUCCUUUCCCUUCUUCCCACCCUUCUGGAUUGGUUUCACAUAAUUCCAUCCCAACCAAAAACCAGAAUGUCUCAUUCCCUCUCUUUUAACGUCCUCCCUUUUCUUCUUCUUCUUCAUUCCAUGGGGUUUUGAUCCGCUUCCAUAUACAUAUAUUUAAAUAUACCAUCCACUCAUCUAUCCCUCGAUCCAUAUUCUUCAUGGCAUCUUCGCAGGUCGAAUUUUCUUCCUCCUCCUCACCCUUUGGCUGCGUUCUCAGAGACCAUAACCGUCGCCGAGAGCCCAGUGUCACCGCCACCCAUGUUGCUCGUUUUCGCAACAACCUCAAGACUUUGGUUAUGGAUCGCCUCAAUGAUUGCAUCACAAUUACCCCAAAUCAAAAUACCAACCCCGUUCUUACUAAUUUUCCAGUCACCAAAACCAAUCACGACACCAGCACCAAGCGCUCCGAUGACUCUCAACAACACGCUUCCACAAAUGACCCACAAACACAAACCACUUCUACUCCCGCUCCUCCUAUUCCUGAAACAAGUCCGAACAAGAACCAAACCUCGAAGCUUGGAGCAUCUUCUCUUGUCCAGAUAUGGGAGAAGAGGCUAAAUGUUUCCUCCUCCAAUAUUGGUUUGAAUGCGAAUGCGAAUGCGAACACAGCGGUUUGUUCGACCAAGCAAGAGACGGAGGCGGAGCAGGAGCAGGAACAGGCGUGCUCGGUGGAAGCAGGGGAUUUUGAGGACGAGAGGUACGAUGCAGGGCCAGGGAGCGAUGACGGGUUUGCAGAUUGGCAUUCGAGCAGAACAAGUUCCAGUUCUCCGCCGUCUUCCACUCAAAGUCAGAGUUCAGAUGCUGGAGAAAGGGAGAGGGUGCGCGUGGUGGAUAUCAUUCGGAGAUUGACAUUGACGGCUGCAAAGCCUCCACAUUCAUCUUGGGUGGAAGAUCACAACGAUCAACCCAAUGAAUCCUCCUCCUUGCAUCCAACUCUCAUUCCCAAAGACCAAGUGGAGCCCAAAUGUCUUUCUCAUAUUUUAUGCUCUCCACGCAUUAGAGGACGUCAAGCCUUCGCCGAUUUACUCUUGCAAAUCGAGCGGGACAGACAAAGAGAGCUCGACGUAUUGGUAGAGCGUCGAGCCGUUUCAAAAUUCCCCCAACGUGGUCGCAUCCAGUCCCUACUUCGGCUUAAAAUUUUGAAACGUGGAAUGGCAUUAGAAGAUGAACAGAAGCGCCCACAAUUUGUAAUAACGCCUCGUGAGAAUCAUAGAUCUUUUACCAUCAUGCAUCUCAGGGAGAGAUUCAGUGGAGUUGGUGAGAAUGGCGCAAAAAGCCCUCGUGGAGAGAUGCUAAACGAUAAUGAUGAUGAUAAAACCCAGCCAGACACAAAUGCUAAUACUCAUACUCCUCCUCAUGUCAUCAAUACUAAUGAGAAGGAUAAAGAUAAUGAUAACCAACAAGUGGUUGGCAUACAUAGCAACAACACAGACAACGAUCAAAUUAUUGGAGGUUUCAAAGAAGAGCAAAUUGAAAAACAAGAACAAAAACCAGAUCAAGAAUUAGAACCAGAACAAGGAGGAGAAGUAGAUCCUCCAAGUUUAGAGGGCAUUUGGCAAGAUGGGUCUAAAUUGAAUUCGGAUUCACACGACUCAAUGAAUGGAUGGGAAGCAGAAUAUCAGAGUGAGGCAGGAGAAGAGAGUUAUGGUGCAGACUACGUGGGAACCAGUUACGACUGGUUUGCUGAUAUUUCUCGGCCUCGAAGUUAUUGGGAGGAUCGUAGGCAAUCUUGGUAUCAGCAAAUGCUUGACUCUAACUCUGCCAACGAUGAAAUACGUCAACUUAUUCAAAGAAAAACUGUAUCGAAUUUUCUAUCGAGCGACUUCCGUGAAAGAAUGGACAAGUUGAUGGUGACACGAUUAGAGCGACAAACACAACAAGAAGAAGAAUACAAUGAGGUGAAGGAAGAUGAUGAUGUUGAUGAAGAACUGUGGUGUUUCUCAGAAGGACACACUCAACCAAAGAGUAGUGAUAACGAAGAAGAAGACGACGACGAAAGAAGCUUGAUCACUGCUCAAUAUCACGAAGCAAGUGACUAUUUGGAUCAAUCUGCAUCGCCUUUGCAAUUGGCAUCCCCGUCAAUAUUGAGCUCGUGGAGCUACGAUAUGGGUGAAGAUUCUAACAGAGGCACAUCUAUUUCUUCGCCCCAACCUUUACUACCUCAAUUUUCCUCCAACAACAAUCAACACCGCCCUUCCCUCGUAUCAGCAAGUCAUAAUCCUUCUAUUGAAAUGGAACUGAUAUACGAUUUAAGAGGUCACAUGGAGCAAUUGUAUCGGGAGAUGUCGGAACUGAGAAAAUCAAUAAAAUGUUGCAUGGACAUGCAACUCAUGUUGCAACACUCAAUCAAGCGCAGUCAUGAAGUUGGAGGGAGGAAAUCCAAGAAAGACAAAUCAAGAAAGCCCAAAUGUUGUAUUUGCUACAACAUGGAGAUUGACUCACUAUUGUAUAGAUGUGGACACAUGUGUAGCUGUAUGAAAUGCGGAAAGGAAUUGCAAUGGAGAGGAGGAAAGUGUCCAGUUUGCAGAGCUCCGAUAGAGGACGUGGUGCAGGCUUCUUUAUCUGCACAUUCAUAGGAAAGGGAUUAAUAGAGAGCAUAUGGAUAUCGAUGUACGAGUUCUUGCUUCAGAGGACCGUCUUCUUCGUUAUAAUUGUUAUUCCUGUCUUCCAUUUUCACUUUACACACUCUUACACACCCAGCGUAACCUAACCAUCCAUAUCCAUAUCCAUACUCGUCCCAUUUUCAUAAUUCGCUACAAAACAACUACACGCUUCCUCUUUAACCUCCCAUCAUCAUCUCUCUUUUGGCUCUUCCUUUGUUUCACCUUUUCUUUUUCAAUUUCUUUACUUUCAACUGCUUCAUCCUUCAUGCUUUUGUAUCCAAACUGCACAUAACAUCUUAAUUACCCCUACGCAUUUCACUGUAAAUGAUCUUCUACUUUCUAAUGUUUUCUCCUUUUCUACAUACAUAUGCAUGCAUCUUGUUUAUGUAUACGUUUUUUUAGGAGAAAUCUUGUAAUACAACCCCAUUUCAGUGAAACUCUAGUACGCUCUCCCCACCCACUCUUCUCUCAUGGGAACCACUUUACUUUUUUGCAUUUACCUUUUUAAUUUCUCUACCUUAGUUUAGCCCUCAUCUACCAAAUUUGUUACACACUACUUUCAAUCUUAAUCGGUUUUUCAAAACCAACAAGAAAAAAGAAAAACUUUUUUUC
Messenger RNA from Cucumis melo (muskmelon), 3279 nucleotides. RefSeq lists its product as uncharacterized. The record is from RefSeq and is a predicted model, not a curated record. Lineage: Eukaryota; Viridiplantae; Streptophyta; Magnoliopsida; Cucurbitales; Cucurbitaceae. Bases 223 to 2640 code for a protein of 805 amino acids. The transcript is spliced from 6 exons.